Monopterus albus (swamp eel) is the source of this 1254-nucleotide messenger RNA. Its product is annotated as low affinity immunoglobulin gamma Fc region receptor II-a-like. Gene Ontology annotation, cellular component: external side of plasma membrane. The coding region runs from base 120 to 866 and encodes 248 amino acids. Gene Ontology annotation, molecular function: transmembrane signaling receptor activity. The transcript is spliced from 4 exons. Lineage: Eukaryota; Metazoa; Chordata; Actinopteri; Synbranchiformes; Synbranchidae. Gene Ontology annotation, biological process: immune response; cell surface receptor signaling pathway. The record is from RefSeq and is a predicted model, not a curated record.
GUAUGCAUGUAUCUGCUUUUCAGCCUGCCGCUGUGGUUUGAGUUCUGCUUCGAGUUCAGGAUGUGGGUGGAUGGCUGGGUGAAAGUGAUUGAGAGGAACUCAGACAGCAUGAACACAGAAUGGCGAUCACAGCUCUCUGCCUACUGAUCUCAGCCACACUGAGUGUCCAUCCUGAAAGGACUCAGUUCUUUCGCUUUGAGCACAUCACCCUGAGCUGUGCAUCACCGGGUAAUUUCAGUGGCUGGACAGUGAAGAGAAACACCUCCUCUGGAUCACUACGUUCAUGUGAGGACAAAUGGGGUCGCCCACAGGGAUCCUCCUGUGUUAUUGGGGGUGUCUAUGCAUCAGACAGUGGAGAGUACUGGUGUGAGUCUGAGCGGGGGGAGUGCAGCAACGUCCUCAACAUCACAGUGACCACUGGUAAAGUGAUCCUGGAGAGUCCUGCACUUCCUGUGAUGGAGGGAACUGAAGUGACUCUUCAUUGCUCCUACAAGGAAAGAUAUGUGCCAAGGUCUUCGUCAGUCUUCAACGCUACUUUCUACAGAAAUGGUGUUUUCAUUGGUAAAGAGCCUCAAGGAACAAUGCUCCUCCCAUCGGUGUCUAAGUCUGACGAAGGCUCCUACAAGUGUGCGCACCCGACAGAAGGAGAGUCGUCAGAGAGUUUGCUGGCUGUCAGAGUCCGAACUCAGCCAACAGGUGUCCCUCCUCUUCCUCCUGUCAUGUCUCUGCCCAACCUGGUGUGCAUCAUCCUGCUCGUCAUCCUCUACACUGUCAUCACUAUACUGUGUAUAAAUGUGUACCGAAGGUGGGCUAGAGGUAAGAGCACCUCUGAUCAUCCUAAUGACAAUAUAAUCUAUUGGUCCUAGUACUGGUGCUCUUUCCUGUGGGUGCGGGUCCACCUGGGGGGGGGGGGCAGCUCUGCAAACCAACUGGAAGGCAAAAGAUAGUCUCUGCUUAAGUCUUUUAGUGAUGUUAACAUCAUGGGCUUUGUGUCAGGAUCUCAGGUGUCAGGACGGGUGAGUGAGAGCUGUGCUGUAGCAGGGGCCUGGCUAGGCACCAAGGGGAGGAGGGUGGGGGGUGGGGGCUCUUCCUAUUUAGUCUGUUGCUGCUGAUGUGGAAUUAGAAAACAUGCAGUAAAACGCUCUGUGCUGUGGUUUCCUGCAGUUCGAGCUGAGGCUAAAAGGAUCAUGCAGAUCAUCUGACAUUGGAAGGAUGAGUCCUGUUUCCUGCUGGGACCAAGAAGAACAGGAAGAA